Triticum dicoccoides is the source of this 3162-nucleotide messenger RNA. RefSeq names its product phosphatidylinositol 4-phosphate 5-kinase 6-like. The transcript has 8 exons. The coding region runs from base 254 to 2596 and encodes 780 amino acids. The record is from RefSeq and is a predicted model, not a curated record. Gene Ontology annotation, molecular function: ATP binding; 1-phosphatidylinositol-4-phosphate 5-kinase activity. Gene Ontology annotation, cellular component: plasma membrane. Gene Ontology annotation, biological process: phosphatidylinositol phosphate biosynthetic process. Lineage: Eukaryota; Viridiplantae; Streptophyta; Magnoliopsida; Poales; Poaceae.
CCCUCGCCCCCCCUCCCAAAGCGCAUUUCUUUUCCCUCGCCCCUCUCGCUCUCGCUUGCGUGUGUCUCCAUUAACUCCCCUCGCCAUUACCCGCCUCACGCCCCCCAGCAAUGCCGCCGUGGACGGUGCGCGCGCGCGGCCUUCAGCGGUGCUAGCUAGAUCCACCGCCAAGCGGACCCGGGUCCGGACAGCGGCGGCGGCGGGACGAGGAGAAAGAAGAGACGGGUGUGGCCGGGAGAGGCGGGCGCGCCCAAUGCACGAGCACACCCUGGCCAGGGCGUGGGAGGCGACGGUGCGCAAGGUGCAGCAGCAUCCGCAGCCCGGGGGCAGGCGCCGGGUGGCCCCCAUGCUGCCCGCCGACGACUCCGAGACGGCCUCCUCCUCGGCCUCCUCCUCCGCGGGCGUCGACGAUGCCGACCACCACGGUCCGGAGGAGUACGUCGAGCGCGGCCUCCCCAACGGGGACUUCUAUACGGGGCAGUGGCGCGCCGGCGCGCCGCACGGCGCCGGGAAGUACCUGUGGAAGGACGGGUGCAUGUACGAGGGGGAGUGGCGGCACGGCAAGGCCACGGGCCGGGGCAAGUUCUCCUGGCCCUCCGGCGCCACCUACGAGGGCGAGUUCAAGGACGGCUUCAUGGACGGCGGCGGCACCUACACCGGCGCCGCCGGGGACACCUACAAGGGAGCCUGGUCCAUGAACCUCAAGCACGGCGACGGCAGGAAGAGCUACGCCAACGGCGACCAGUACGACGGCGAGUGGCGCUCCGGCCUGCAGGACGGCGCCGGCCGCUACAUCUGGCGCAACGGGACCGAGUACACCGGGCAGUGGCGGGCCGGCCUCAUCCACGGCCGCGGCGCGCUCACCUGGGCCAACGGCAACCGCUACGACGGCGGCUGGGAGGACGGCUGCCCGCGCGGCCAGGGCACCUUCCGAUGGGCCGACGGCAGCGUCUACGUCGGCUUCUGGACGCGAGAUGGCCCCAACGGCAUUGUCCAGCAGAAGGGCGUCUACUACCCUUCCCCGGCGGCGUCCUCCCCGACGGCGCGCGACCCCCGCGACGAGUUCGCGAGGGAAUUGCCGGGCUUCAUGGCCGCCGCCGGCGCCCCCGAGUCCACGCCGCUGCAGAGGCCGCUCAACAGCUCGGGCAACCGGACGGCCAAUGGGCGGGCGAGCUCGGUGUCCGGGAUGAGCAAUUGCUCCGGCGGCGACCGGAAGUACGACAAGAUUUGCAUCUGGGAGUCGGACGGCGAUAUCACCUGCGACAUUGUGGACGGGGCCGCCCUGGUCGACGACGCGCGGAGGAGCGUGAGGACGGAGGACGGCGCGGAGGGCGGGGAGCUUCUGCCGCCGCCGUCCCCGGCACCGCGCAUCGCCAAGUGGGUGUCCCCGCGGCAGGCGAAGCAGCAGGGGGAGACCAUCGUCAAGGGGCACAAGCACUACGAGCUCAUGCUCAACUUGCAGCUCGGCAUCAGGCAUGCAGUUGGGAAGCAAGGUCCGGUUACGCUUGAGCUGAAAUCAUCGGCAUUCGAUCCCAAGGAAAAAGUGUGGACAAAGUUCCCUCAGGAAGGCUCGAAACACACUCCGCGGCACAAUUCUUGCGACUUCAGAUGGAAGGAUUACUGCCCACAGGUGUUCCGGACAUUGCGCAAGCUGUUCAAGGUCGAUGCUGCUGACUACAUGUUGUCACUCUGUGGAAGCGAGGCUCUCCGGGAGCUCUCGUCUCCGGGUAAGAGUGGAAGCUUCUUCUACCUAACAAACGAUGACCGGUACAUGAUAAAGACGAUGAAGAAAUCAGAAGUGAAGAUGCUUUUGAAGAUGCUUCCAGCUUACUACAAUCAUGUCCGUGCAUUUGAGGAUACUCUAGUGACCAAAUUUUUUGGUCUACAUUGUGUCAAGUUAGCCGGCGCAAAUCAGAAGAAGGUUCGCUUUGUCAUAAUGGGGAAUCUAUUCUGCUCUCAUAAUUCUAUCCAUAGGCGUUUUGAUCUCAAAGGCUCGUCUCUUGGCCGCACAACUGACAAGCCACAAACUGAAAUUGACCAGUAUACAACUCUGAAAGACCUUGAUCUAAAUUUCAUAUUUAGAUUAAAGAAGCAAUGGUUUCAAGAGUUCCAAAGGCAAGUGGACAGGGAUUGUGAUUUCCUUGAGCAAGAGAAGAUUAUGGAUUACAGUCUCCUGGUGGGGGUACAUUUUAGGCAUAAUGGAGAGAAGCUUAUGACUGAAGGUUGCACUGACAAUGAUACCAACAGUGUAUCAACACUUCGGCUUUCAAGAGGAUACACGGAUCAAUUUCUUGCUGAUCCAAAUGGGAUGUCUAAAAUCAAACUUGGGACAAGUAUGCCUGCAAGAGCAGAACUGACUGCUAGGAAAAAUGACUGCGAGCCGCAGCUCAUUGGAGAGCCAACCGGGGAAUACUACGAUGUUAUACUGUAUUUUGGGAUCAUAGACAUACUCCAAGAUUAUGACAUCAGCAAAAGGCUUGAGCAUGCGUAUAAAUCUUUCCAGUACGACCCGACCUCGAUAUCGGCAGUGGAUCCAAGGCAGUAUUCCAGACGUUUUAAGGAUUUCAUAUACAAAGCAUUUCAAGAGGACAGCUGAAAAGAUCCCGGAGCUUGACAACGAAGCCAGCCCCCCGAUGCAGAUGAACCUUGAGAUGUCAAUGGAAAGCUCAGCCUCUGCACAGCGAAGUGGGGUAUCGCCGUCGAUUUUCAGUACAAGGACGGGUGAGUGUGGCUUCAGCACAAGCCAUCCGGAUGGUAGAGUUGCUCCAGAAAUGGUCCGGCUCUCGCGUAAAUAUAAAUAGCUAUAUUAAUAUCUACUAUACAUACAAUACAUAGGGCUCACUGAUAUUUGUAGGGUAGGAGAUGGAGUUGGAGAUGUUAACUUAGUGAUUCAACUUAAAAGAUAGGAGAGUUGUAACCAAGCGCGCAAGCCGGUCCGGGAGUUGUAAAUGUCUCUUUUUUUUUUCACCUGAUGAGGGUAGGCAGCAUGUGCUAGGUUUUUUGUGGGGUAAAAAUUUGUUGAUUGAUACGCUUGUCGACAUACAUGCCCAUAGGAGGGACAUCCUUGGAUUUCUGUCUCCACAUUUGUACAUUGUUUUCAGUUUGGGACCUGGCCUUGCAAGGCAGACUGGUAGUGAUGCCUCAGUUUUGUUCUCCUUUUCC